Molecule: messenger RNA, 3144 nt
Organism: Corylus avellana
Lineage: Eukaryota; Viridiplantae; Streptophyta; Magnoliopsida; Fagales; Betulaceae
Source: RefSeq, a predicted model, not a curated record
AUGAAGUUGGCAAAAAUAUGGGCAUGUAGAGAAAAAUUAAAGGAAAAGACUAAGGAGCUGACAAUGCUACAGCAGCAGGAGAAUCCGGCUAAUGUGGGCAAUAUUAAAUUGUUGCAAGGCGAGAUUGAUGUUCUAUUGGAGCAAGAAGACACGCGGUGGAAGCAACGGGCCAAACAAAAUGGGGGGAACGAGUGGAGUAACAUAGAAGAUAUUAGCAAUGCCUUCAUUGAGUUCUACCAAAAACUCUUCACUACCGAGGUGGUCCAAGGAGUGGAUGAGUGCUUGGCUGGGAUGGAGGGGAGAGUCACGGAGGAGAUGAAUAAUAUGCUUCUUAAGCCGUUCACCCAAGGUGAAGUGGAAAGUGCCUUGCAUCAGAUGCACCCUUUAAAAUCCCCCGGACCCGAUGGCAUGUCGGCGGUGUUCUACCAACAUUCCUGGGGCAUGAUAAAAAAGGAGGUAUGUAUGGCAGUGCUUGAUUAUUUGAAUAACGGACACUUUGAUUCCUCUAUCAAUGAGACCUAUAUUACGUUAAUUCCAAAGACCAAAGAUCCCACACGUCUUACUGAAUAUAGGCCUAUCAGCUUAUGUAAUGUCAUUUAUAAGUUGAUUGCAAAAGCACUAGCUAACAGGUUGAAGAAGGUUUUGUCACAGAUCAUUGCUCCCAAUCAAAGUGCAUUCAUUCCAGGCCGAUUAAUAACAGACAAUAUCUUGGUGGCUUUUGAAGCCCUUCAUACGAUGGAUGCUAGAAUGUCGGGUAGGAAAGGGUAUAUGGCACUCAAGCUAGACAUGAGUAAGGCCUAUGAUCGGGUCGAAUGGGCUUUCUUGGAGGCUAUUAUGGUAGGAUUGGGAUUUGCAGUGGAAUGGGUGGAGAAAGUGAUGACAUGUGUACGCACGGUCACAUAUUCUAUCCUCAUCAACGGCCAACCCUAUGGGAAAAUUGUGCCAACUCGGGGUAUCCGGCAAGGUGACCUAUUAUCUCCGUACUUAUUUAUUUUAUGUGCAGAGGGCCUUAGCACCUCGAUGAACAAGGCGGAACGGGAGGGAAGGAUCUCAGGACUCCCCAUUGCCCGAGGAGGAACGAAGGUUAAUCACCUUUUAUUUGCGGAUGACAGCUUACUUUUCUGCCGGGCUAGUAUUUUGGAGUGGGAUCGCGUACAACAAGUGUUGGAGGUGUAUGAGAAAGCCUCGGGCCAACAAUUGAACCGAAGCAAGACAUCUAUUUUCUUCAGUAAGAAUACUAAGACUGAAGCCAAAAUGGCCAUUCUUGUUGCAGCAGGGGUGAAUUCCACGGCGAGGUACGAGAAAUAUUUGGGUCUACUGGCUUUAAUCGGGCGAUCUAAGGUGAGUGCUUUCACGAGCAUUACGGGGAGGAUAUGGGAUCGCAUAAAUGGGUGGAAGGAAAAGUUCCUCUCGCAAGCAGGGAAGGAAGUUCUUUUGAAGGCCGUGGUGCAGUCAAUUCCAACAUACACUAUGAGCGUGUUCCAAUUGCCUAAAACGCUUUGCAGGGACAUUAAUUCCAUGAUGGCCAAAUUUUGGUGGGGGCAUAAAGAGAAUGAUUCGCGGAUUGCUUGGAUGAGUUGGCACAAGAUGGGAUUGGCAAAGGAGUGCGGUGGGUUGGGAUUUCGUGAUCUUGAAAUGUUUAACCUCGCACUCCUAGCCAAGCAAGGUUGGAGAUUAUUGAAUAACCCCGGCACUUUAGUAGCUACUAUCUUUCGAGAGAAAUAUUAUCCUCAAGGGGAUUUUUUGGGAGCAAAUCUGGGGAGGAAACCUUCAUAUGCGUGGCGAAGUAUAUGGAAUGCUAAAGGCUUACUCAAUGAAGGUUUAAUUUGGUGUAUUGGUUACGGAGAAUCAGUAAGAAUCUGGGAAGACCGUUGGCUUCCAUCUAGUGGCUCACAUAAAGUUCAAUCUCCAAUCAAAGUUUUACCUAGAGAUGCCAAAGUGAGUAAUCUCAUCAACCCAGAAACUAAAUGUUGGGAUACGGCCUUGGUACAGAAUGUUUUUACUGAAGUCGAAGCCAGGGAGAUAUGUGGAAUGGUGGUGUGCCCUACUACUAGAAGAGACAGAUUGGUCUGGGCAGGGGGGAAACAUGGUGUAUUUACAGUGAGGAGUGCCUACCAUCUCGCAAAAGAAAUUGGGCAAAGGGAAGAAGGGAGCUGCUCCAAGGAAAAUUUGCAGAAGAAGGUGUGGAAAGGGAUAUGGAAAAUUCAAGGAGCAAGUGUGGUUAAAACCUUCAUGUGGCAAGCAUGCAAUAAUAUUUUGCCCACUAAGGAGAUGUUGUAUAAGCGAAAGAUAGUGCAAGAGCCUUCUUGCCCGAUUUGUGGUUUGACAAAUGAAACAGUGGGCCAUAUACUUUGGAACUGUCCAUCAGCUAAAGAUGUGUGGACCGAAUGCUCUCCCAAAAUCAGUAAAUGUUCCAGCAUUGAAGAUGAUUUCAGUGCUAUUAUGGCCCAUCUGUUGGAGAGACUGGAUGCGGACCAGUUACAACUUAUGGCAGCAGUAGCUCGGCAAAUUUGGCUAAGGAGAAACUCGGUGGUGUUUGGGGGGGAACUGACUGACCCAGGUACUAUCAUACGUUGGGCCAAGGAUCAAGUAGAAAAUUGGUGCACAUUCUCCAAACGAAUACCAAAGAGGGAGGUAGUGUUGUGGCCACCUUCUCCUGCUGCAUGGACCAAGCCGCCUCAGGGCUACACGAAAAUCAACUGGGAUGCCUCGGUAGACAAACGGCAAAACAGGAUGGGCGUUGGGGUAGUGGUUCGUGACCAUGACGGCAGAGCUCUUGUGAUGUUUGGCACGAGCAAGGAGUAUGUGCAGGACCCAUCGAUGGCGGAAGCCAUUGCAGCAAGGGAAGCGGUGUUGCUGGCACAGCGAUUGGAAUUACGGCAUAUCAUACUUGAAGGGGACUCCUUAGAAAUUGUCCAAUUGUUGCAAAAGGAGGAAGGAUGUUGGUCGAUAUAUGGGCAGGCGGUAAAUGACACAAAGAAGAGAUUGCAUUCAUGGCAGGGGUGGGGAAUUCAACACGUGAGAAGAUCGGCCAAUGGUGCUGCCCACCAACUCGCCAAGCUGGCUCUAGGGUGUGAUGCUGCGCAGGAGUGGAGGGGGUCUUUCCCACAGUGUGUGCUUUCUAUUGUAUCCAAGGAAUGCUGA